Protopolystoma xenopodis is the source of this 228-nucleotide messenger RNA. The record is from the annotation of a GenBank genome assembly. Lineage: Eukaryota; Metazoa; Platyhelminthes; Monogenea; Polystomatidea; Polystomatidae.
GUUCCUGGUGGCGCUGCCGGCUCCCAGGCCUCGGAGGUGGGCAAAGAAGAAGCCGUGCCGACGGGUGACGAUGAGCCGGGGCUGGUCAGCUCGUUUCUACCCGCCGAUCACCUGGCCUACACAGUGCACCACCAGAAGCAGUCUUCUCAACCGGCCAGCUUCGGGCCACCCCAUGGCUUGAGCAACAUUGUGCAUUUCAGGUGGGCCUACCUUCUAGUCACUUGGUAG